This is a messenger RNA of Yamadazyma jaroonii, 2571 nucleotides long. Lineage: Eukaryota; Fungi; Ascomycota; Pichiomycetes; Serinales; Debaryomycetaceae. The record is from the annotation of a GenBank genome assembly.
AUGUUGAGAGGAUUAAGAAAGAAAGCUUCAAUACUCUCAUUGACUUCUACUACAUCAGAUGAAGGAGAUUCUCCUAAGUAUGAUAAGAUCUUGAAACAAGUUCAUGAUUUCGAAGUAGCUUUAAAAGCAAUGGAUUAUUUAUUAGAUGAUAGAACACCCGAGGGAACUGAUUUGUUGAAGAGAAAAUUGAAAGAACAUCAAAAUUCUAAAUCUGAUCAACCCGUGGGGAUCUUCCAUUUGGCUUUGGGAGUUAUGGAAUUCUUGGAAGCAACUUUAGGGUUUGAACCUGAAAUAAUGGCAAAAGCUCACAAGACCUUAUCAGAAGCUGAAAAUUCAUCAUUAGAGAAUUCAAAAUAUAAUACUAAACAUCAUUUAGUGACAUCUCAUAUAUAUCCUCCUGGGACUGAAUUCCAAGUGACAAAUGCUGAGUCCACUUUAUUGAAUGCUUUAGUGAUGUUAUUACAAGAAAAUAAUGGUGUGAUGGAAAGUGCCAAAGCUUUAUAUAAAUUAAGAAAAGCUUAUCAUACUUUAGAUUCUGUUCAUAAAAAGAUUAAAGAACUGGAGCCAGUAUUCAAUAAGAAUAUAGCUAAGUUGAAGAAAACAUCAUUGAAAUCGAACUUGAGUGUUAGUUCAGUUGAUUUACCAGGUUAUACUGGUUUAGAUAAUUCUUCAAUUAGUUCAAGCACAUCAUCAUUACCUCAGGAUUUGAAACUCAUCAAAGAUUUAGAAAAUGUGUUCCAAAUGAGAAAAUCAAGAAUCGAAGGUACAAAUAUUGGUAAUUCUAUUGAUCCUCAAAAGGUUAACUUAUUUGCUGAUAGUACUUCAUCCUUUACAAUUUCUAGAAAAGGUAGUGCAUUAUUUGAUAAAGGAAGAUCAAAUUCUCCUUUACCUCCUAAAAUCUCAAUUCCUAAAGAGAAGACCCCACCAACGAAACCAGAGAGAGAUAUCGAUGAAGAUGAUGAAGAUGAAUUCUCUGAUGCUUUUGAAACUUUGAAUGAAUCAGAAUUAACAGGUUCAAUUGCUGAUACUUCAAAUGUUUCCAUCCUUACUGGAUCUUCAGUCGAUGAUUCAUCUAAUUAUUUACAUGUCUCAACUGUUGAUGAAUUCAUUCAUAGUGGUGUACAACUUUGUUUUGGUAUUUUACAAGUUGUCCUUUCAUUGAUACCUCCAGCAAUUGGUAGAGUAUUAUCAAUCGUUGGAUUCAAAGGUGAUAGAGAUGUUGGUUUGAAGUUACUUUGGAAAAAUGCUAUAACUUGCCGUAAUAUUCAUGGAGACUUAGCUUUGUUAUGUCUUUUAAUAUUUUAUGAUGGUCCUGUUCAAUUUGUUGAUUCAGGUUUUCAAUUACCUGAAAAUGCUAGUGAAAACAUUUCUUCGAUAAUGGAUCUUAGUUCAAGAACUACAAUUUCUGAUUCAGAAUUGGAUAAAAUUUUACAAAACCCCGAUAUCUAUAUUCCUCAAGUAUUAUCCAAAGUUAGAGCCAUAUUUCCCCAUAAUGCAUUAUGGGUUUUGCAAGAAGGAAGAGUUUUAGCAUCUCACGGUCAAUCAGAUAAAGCUGUUCAAAUGAUGCAAGAAUUCACCGAUGAUCCAGACACUAAGAUUCAAAUGCAACAAUCUGAAGCUUUAUUAAUAUUCGAUAGAGCUACUUUGUAUUCAUUCAAUCAUAGAUUUGAUGAAGCAGCUGAAGAUUUCAUCAAAUUAAUUGAUUUGAAUUCUUGGUGUAGAUCAGCUUAUUUAUAUAUGGCAGGUGGAUGUUAUGUUGCCAAAUAUAGAAUGAUAAAGUUAGGUAUGAUCAAAUAUGAUACCGAAGAAUUAAAGGAGCAAGCAUUGAAAGAAUAUGCUGAAAAAGCCGAGAAAUAUAUUAAAUUAGCACCAACUUAUGUUCCAAAUCAUGGUGUCAAUGCUACUAAUAGAAAAGGAGGUAUUGGUGGUGGUAAUAAACAAUUACCUUUUGAUAAAUUUGUAUUAAGAAAGACCAAACAACUUGAAGAACGUCAAGCUAAAUAUCCUAAUUUACCAUUUAUUGACACCAUUGCUACAUCACCAAUUCAUGAGUUGAUAUAUUUCUGGAAUGGUUAUAAUAGAUUAACCAAAGAACAAUUAGAAAUGUCAUUAGAAAUCUUAAGUUAUAGUGGAGCUGCAAAUUCUGAACAUUCUGCUAACACCGAUGAUUUCAAUUAUAUGCAUAUUACUGAAACAAAAGAUGAAGCUAUGAUUAGAUAUUUUUAUCAAUCAAUUAUUCUUAGAUCUUUAGGGAAAGUAAAAGAAGGGUUGAACCUUUUAGAUACCAAAGUAUGUUGUCAAUUUGUUACUUCAGAUAAUCCUUUUAAAUUUACAAGAUUAAAUUAUAGUCCUUAUUUAUGUCCAACAGUUUUAUAUGAGAAAGCCAUGUUCGUUUGGUUAUUGAAAACUUCCCAACCAGGAUUUGAUGUCAAAUCAGUAGUUGAAGAAACGAAAAAUUGGUUAAAGAAAGCCAAUAUGGUUAGUGAUGUAGGAGAUUAUGAAUUAAGUAAUAGAACAAAUAUGAGAAUUAAGGCUGCUACUGAAAAAGUUGAUCAAAUUGGUAAUUUUUAA